AGUCAUAUGGAAUAUUAUUCAUUACUGGCAAUGCCUUAGAUAUCAGCUGCCUGUGCUUUAAAAAUAUUUGUUAAGUUUUGCGAAAUGAACGUAGAGGACGAUUCGGAAAGUAUGGGUGAAAAUGUAUUUUACUUCGAGAGUGACCAUCUGGCUUUAAGAGGGAAUCGCGAUUAUACAAAUAUGCUACGCACCAUAUCAAUGCUAGAGGCUCAAAAAGUUCGAGUACAUCAGCAAAUCGAAGAACUCGGUCUGACCAAAGCGCGGUACCUGGACGACCCGGAAUUAUUUUUGAACAAACUAAAAAGAGGAGAAGAAAUUAUAGCGCCAAAUUAUAUGACUAUAGUCAAGUUACCUGAAAUUGGUAAUUAUAAAAAUUCUGCAUCCCAAGAAGUAAAGACAAAUCCAGAACCUAAUGCAGAAUCAGAUAAUGUAAAAAGUGUGCCAUAUAUGAUUAACGAGACAGUUAAACCAGAAACUCGUUUAUGGACAGUAGAGGAGCAGAAACGCUUAGAAGAAUUGCUUAUAAAAUAUCCCGAAGAACGCAUUGAAAUGCACCGCUUUAACAAAAUCGCCAAGGAAUUGGGUAACCGCACUGCUUUGCAGGUUUGUAGCCGCGUACAAAAAUAUUUUCAAAAACUUUGCAGUGCUGGUAUGCCCGUACCUGGACGUAUACCCAAAAAUCGUAGAUGCAUUCAAACAAAAGUAAAGCAGCACUACAGGCCAUCAACAUUCUUCCCCUCGCAUAAUGUGCCGGUGCAUAUCCCAGAAGAUGAUCAUGCUUUCGACGAUUUAAUGAAUUCUAAUGCAAAUAAGCCAUCAGAACUAAAAUUUAAACCCAGAGCGGGAUUAUCUGAUGUUUUCGAUAAUGAUGUUAAAAGCGAGUUGGUCACAGAGGAACAGCAACAACAAAUUCUAAGUAUGCUGAAUGUGAUUAAGCAAGAAAAGCAAACAACGAACGAAGGUUAUAAUCCUGAUCCUUUGGCGUCAAAAUGUGAAUCAUGCAGACUGGCUUCAGUUUCCCGUAUUCGCUGGCACUGUAACACGUGCUAUUGCUACCUAAACGUUUGCUCGGAUUGCUUAAUUUGCCAGUUAAUUGAGCAGAAAUUCGAACAUUUAUUACAUGAUGUUGUAACUGCGAGUGAACCUUGAUAAAUAAACUUGUAGCGUACGCUUUUACCAUAAUUAAUUUUGAUAUUAAAGAUAAUAAAAUGUACAAAUUAUGCAAGAAUUUUAA
Glossina fuscipes is the source of this 1234-nucleotide messenger RNA. RefSeq names its product ZZ-type zinc finger-containing protein 3 (gene Atac1). The coding region runs from base 85 to 1149 and encodes 354 amino acids. The record is from RefSeq and is a predicted model, not a curated record. The transcript has 3 exons. NCBI's taxonomy places the organism in Eukaryota, Metazoa, Arthropoda, Insecta, Diptera, Glossinidae.